UCUGGCAGAGUUCGGUCGGAGUCUGGUUCAGUGCGAGACCAGAUCUCGUCGGAACAGGCUGUGGCUCUGGCAGCUUCUAGUGGAAGAUACCUGGUGGACCAGCCUGGUUUUGUAACAAAACGGAAGAAGCAACAGUAGGAAGCGCGCAAAUACAGCAACAAGCUAGAGGGAAAGGAAAACUCUUUUUUUUCUGCCAAAGCGCCUAAUCGUUGUAACCGCCCGAACCAGAAGGACAAAAAUGAAGUGACAUCGUCCCCAGCCGUCGCGUUCCGGUCGAUUGAGAUCUCGCCCCCAGCCGUCGCACCACGAGAACAAAGCCGUUCACCAGGGGUCUCCGUGAGUUGCAAUGCAAACAACCGAUCCGGGGGGAAACGGCCAGGGACCCACCACGACUGCGGCAACUGCCACCGCCAACAACAACAACAGCAGCUACAACAACGGUUCCACGUCCGGGCGCUCCUCGCCGAAACCGCCGGCCGGAUCAUGGGCAUCGAUGAAGGCCAGCGUCCUGCGAUGGCGCGGCUCCCGGAAGCUGGUCCUCGUCAUCGUGGCCAUCGCGCUGCUGCUCGACAAUAUGCUGCUGACCGUCGUUGUGCCAAUCAUCCCCGAGUUCCUGUAUGACAUCAGGCAUCCGGAUGCGCCGCUAGCUAGUUUCCCCAAGGAGCCACCGACGACGUUGUCUCCGUGCGAGAAGGAAACCACCACUCCGUACAAUGGCAUCGACGUCACCACCCCGGGCUACGACAAUGCCAGUUGGUACGCCGAACGGGAGGAACGCCACAAGGAGCUGGUGGAGGAAACGGUCGAGGUCGGGCUGAUGUUCGCGUCCAAGGCUUUCGUCCAGCUGCUCGCGAACCCCAUUGUCGGUCCACUAACGCAUAAGAUAGGUUACAGCAUCCCCAUGUUUGCCGGGUUCGUCAUCAUGUUCAUUUCCACGCUAAUUUUCGCCUUCGGUAGAACGUACUCCGUUCUGUUCCUGGCGCGAGCACUGCAAGGAAUCGGGUCGUCCUGUUCUUCCGUGUCCGGCAUGGGAAUGCUGGCCGAUCGGUACACCGACGACAAGGAGCGCGGCAACGCCAUGGGCAUCGCACUCGGGGGGCUUGCCCUCGGCGUCCUCAUCGGUCCACCCUUCGGAGGCAUCAUGUACGAAUUCGUGGGCAAAUCGGCCCCCUUCCUGAUCCUGUCGGCGUUGGCCCUCGGCGACGGUCUGCUCCAGCUGGUGAUGCUGCAACCUUCGAUGGUGAUCGAGGAAUCCGAUCCACCCUCGCUGAAGGCCCUGGUCAUGGAUCCGUACAUCAUCGUGGCCGCCGGAGCGAUCACCUUCGCCAACAUGGGCAUUGCGAUGCUGGAACCGUCGCUGCCGAUCUGGAUGAUGGACAAUAUGGGUGCCAGCCGGUGGGAACAGGGCGUCACGUUUCUUCCCGCGUCAAUCAGUUAUCUCAUCGGAACGAACCUCUUUGGACCGCUGGGUCAUCGCAUCGGACGGUGGCUGGCCGCCCUUCUGGGACUGGUCAUCAUCGGACUGUGUCUACUCCUCAUCCCAAUGGCCACCUCCAUCCAUCACCUGAUUCUGCCGAACGCCGGCCUGGGCUUCGCCAUCGGAAUGGUCGACUCGUGCAUGAUGCCCGAGCUGGGAUACCUGGUGGACAUCCGGCACACGGCCGUGUACGGCAGCGUCUACGCCAUCGGUGACGUGGCGUUCUGUUUGGGCUUCGCCAUCGGACCAGCGCUCAGUGGCACCUUGGUCAACACCAUCGGCUUCGAGUGGAUGCUGGUGGGCAUCUCGAUCCUGUGCUUCCUGUACGCGCCCCUGCUGAUGAUGCUCCGGGCGCCCCCGACCAAGGAGGAAAAGAAGUCCCUGAUGAGUGUCGGUGAGCGUUCGUCGGUGCGUUACGUGACCUACCAGAACGAGGACGACGACGAGUAAGGCGGUAUGCUACACCCAGAUCGAAAACCCAAACGGCUACUUCUUCAGGACAAGAGCAACGUAUUUGGAAAACAACACUGCAACUGCAACCAGAAACAGCAACAACACAAAACCGAGAAUGGAAGCUUCAAAGUAUGUUUUAUAAAGACAUUUAGAUAGAAAAUGGGAACAGAUUUCAGCCGAAAGAUACAAUAAAAACGAACGAAGGAGAGGAUAUUGCUGGUAUUUUAGAGGAGUUUUUAAAGUCCAAUGAAGCCAUAUUUUUAGUACACAGAAAUUUUAAGAUUAUAACAACCGAUAUGAUAAGAUGUGUUGCCUACAAAAACAGACUACACUUGUUGAAAGAGCACUAAAACAAAAAAUAAUAUUGAAAGUGAGACUAGGAAAAGUUUAAUCGAAGAAAAAGUUGAAAGUGGUUAUCAGAAAAUAAAACAUGUAAAUGUACACACACACAUAGAAAGCACUACCCGAGUAAAACUUUGAAACAAAUCAUUGGUUAAUCGAAUCAACACUGCAAAGUGGUUGAGCAACGGUACAUCUCUCUUUCUGUCAUCGCAAACAAGAAUGGCGAACAAAGCAAAAAA
Messenger RNA from Culex quinquefasciatus (southern house mosquito), 2511 nucleotides. It is a transcript of the gene Vmat, whose product is annotated as synaptic vesicular amine transporter. Gene Ontology annotation, cellular component: terminal bouton; synaptic vesicle membrane. The record is from RefSeq and is a predicted model, not a curated record. Gene Ontology annotation, molecular function: serotonin:sodium:chloride symporter activity. The transcript is spliced from 10 exons. NCBI's taxonomy places the organism in Eukaryota, Metazoa, Arthropoda, Insecta, Diptera, Culicidae. Gene Ontology annotation, biological process: aminergic neurotransmitter loading into synaptic vesicle; transmembrane transport. The coding region runs from base 347 to 1927 and encodes 526 amino acids.